UCUCCCUCGAACCGCUCUGAGAAGAGGUGUAUUUCAAAUGGACGCAUUGGCCGUUCCUGCAGACAGGCAUAAAGGAUGGUAUCUUUCUUUAAUGGCACCUAACACUAAGGGACCAACAUUUGCCUGGCUGGACCCGUCAAGACUCUACUGUAACUCCCAGGCUCUUGCGGACUGUGUCAAAGAUCUGCUCAGUCCAUUCCACAAUGACACUAUUGACCUAGUUGCUGGAAUAGAUGCAAUGGGAUUCAUUUUAGGUGCGUCUGUUGCCACCACCCUUGGAAAAGGUUUUCUGGCUAUCCGCAAAGCAGGACACCUGUGUGUCGCAACCCAAAACCAAAGCUACACAGACUACACAGGCAGAGAAAAGACUAUGGAAGUAAGACUGGAUGUGCUAAAACCAGGUGUGAGGGUGCUGUUAGUGGACCAAUGGAUAGAGACUGGAGGCACGAUGAAGGCUGCCAUCCAGCUGGUGGAGAGGUUUGGCGGCACUGUCGUAGGUGUAGCAGCUGUGGCAAUUGAAAACACUGAAGGGGGGAAGUGGAUUAAGGAAAAAUACAAAUUCUCUCACUGCAUCCCCGAAGAGCUCCAGAGCCAAAUCGAUAGGAAGCAUCUCGAUUCCUUCAAAAGCUUCAACAUCUGAACGAGGGAACAUUGCUUCUUAAAAGUUGCUAUACGAUAAGACAUACGUUUACCUGCAUAAACAUAUUGUAUUUAACUUUAACAAUGAUAUCUGUUUAAUAUGUUUCUUUUUUUUAAAUAAAAUAUGCAUUGGUGUGAUUUUAAUUGAACUGUUCUUAAACCUUAAUUUAAAAUGUAAACUUUAUUUCCAUAACAGAUGGCUGACAUUUUUUAUAACAU
Molecule: messenger RNA, 858 nt
Organism: Scomber japonicus (chub mackerel)
Lineage: Eukaryota; Metazoa; Chordata; Actinopteri; Scombriformes; Scombridae
Exons: 5
Coding region: 38-640 (200 amino acids)
Molecular function (GO): adenine phosphoribosyltransferase activity
Source: RefSeq, a predicted model, not a curated record